AUGAUGCCAUCGUCCUUGUCCGCCUCUAAUGCAGCAUUGCUGCUAGUGACGCUCAGCAGCACGGCCGCCGCCGCUCUGUACAGCAACACAAGCACCCUGAACCACACAUGCCAGCUGACCGACCCCAUCCAAUCCUGCUCCGUCGCUGCGCAGCCAGGCCUGACCGAUACCUGCUGCACCGAAACCUUCGGCGGGCUGGUACUCGCCACACAGUUCUGGGACACGUACACCGGGUACGAAAGUCAAGCCCAGCUGCUGCCACAAGAAUCGUGGACGAUCCACGGGCUGUGGCCGGAUUUUUGCAACGGGUCAUACACGCAAUACUGCGACCUCAGCAGGCAGUACGACCCGGACCCGAGUCCGAAGACGACGAAUGGGCUGGCGAAUGGCACCGUCGUCCCGCCGUACAACGGCUCCGACAUCAGCAGCUUCCUCAUCCCAUUCGGCAAACACGACUUGCUGGAAUACAUGAACACCUACUGGAUCGCCCAAAACCAACCAAACUGGCACCUCUGGGCGCACGAGUUCUCCAAACACGCAACCUGCUUCUCGACCUUCGACACCCCCUGCUACGGGCCGCCCGGCGCCCACAACGCGCCGCACGCCUCCGUCGUCGACUACUUCGAGACGGCCAUCCUCUUCGACCGCCGCCUGCCGACGUACGCCUGGCUCGCCGACGCCGCCAUCGCGCCGUCCAACGGCACGCCGUACGCGCUGUCCGGCAUCCGCGACGCGUUGCGGGCCCGCUACGGGGCGGCGCCGUACGUGGGGUGCUCGGGCCCGCGGUUCAACGAGACGGCGGCGGGGGGAGGGUCGGCGGACGGCGGGAGGACCGUGUUGAGCGAGGUGUGGUAUUACGGUCAUGUUGUGGGGCGGCCGCAGGAGGGCGUUUAUCUGCCGGUCGAUGCGACGGGGGGUGGGACGAAUUGCGCGAAGGCGGACGGUGCGGUGUGGUAUUAUGAGAGGGCGCUGGGAUCGGAGAGGGUGGUGGGUUGA
Messenger RNA from Diplodia corticola, 996 nucleotides. Its product is annotated as ribonuclease t2. Gene Ontology annotation, biological process: RNA catabolic process. Lineage: Eukaryota; Fungi; Ascomycota; Dothideomycetes; Botryosphaeriales; Botryosphaeriaceae. The transcript has 4 exons. Gene Ontology annotation, molecular function: ribonuclease T2 activity; RNA binding. The coding region runs from base 1 to 996 and encodes 331 amino acids. The record is from RefSeq and is a predicted model, not a curated record. Gene Ontology annotation, cellular component: extracellular region.